Hydatigera taeniaeformis is the source of this 261-nucleotide messenger RNA. The record is from the annotation of a GenBank genome assembly. NCBI's taxonomy places the organism in Eukaryota, Metazoa, Platyhelminthes, Cestoda, Cyclophyllidea, Taeniidae.
AUGCCUAACAAAUCGUCUGCAACCUACUUCCUCUUGAAGUCUGAGGAUAAGGGACUAGAGAGUAGACAGCCAGUUUCUGCACUGGUGGCAGGGUCGGUCGACUUCUCUCCCUUCAAAGACGGCACUGAUUUCGAUGACUGGCUUUUCUUUACGAAGGCAGAUCUUGAAUUCUACGAGCCUCCUAGGCGAGUGCCAUCGGUACUCGGCGCCUUGGCCUAUGCGGGUGUCUCGCUUUCCUCAGAUGUGGAGGAUUGCUGUUAG